AACAGUUUCAAGAUUUUUUAUUGUAUCAAUCUUUUUGCAAUCAUGCUGACGCCUGACGUCGAUGACUACAAAUUGAUUGCAAAAUUGGGUAGUCUUAAAACGAUAGUCAAUCUACUGAAGGCGUUAAAUUUCAAAGAGAGCGCCACGUGCUUUGCCACAGAAAAUGGAUUGAAAAUAACGGUGGAAGAUGCCAAGUGUAUGCAAGCAAGCGCUUAUAUUCCAGGAGUUAUUUUUGUAGAAUUCAAUUUAAAGGAGGAUUUAAUGUUCAAAAUAAAUUUAAGCAUUCUCGUCGAAUGUCUUUGUAUGUUUUGGAGUAAUAUAAAUACAACGGGGAGUAACGUUGCCUUAGAACUGUUUUAUAAGGGCAUUGGUAAUCCGUUGAGCAUACUCAUAGAAGAAAACGGCAUUAUAACGGAUUGUUCGUUGAAAACUCAAAAUCCAGAGGAAUUACUGGAUUUUCAUUUAGAACCAGAAAACGUUUUAAACAAAGUUGUGUUACAAACGGAAUUAUUAAAGGAUAUUUUAUACGAGCUUGAUCCGACCAGUGAAGUUAUAGAGCUAUUGUUGUCUCCCGAAGCACCAUUCUUCAGAAUAAGUACCAAUGGAUUAGCCGGUAUAUGUCACAUCGAACUACCUCACGAUGGAGAACUCGUAGACAAUUUUCAAUGUACUACAGUGGCUACGACCAGUUAUAGAUUUGCACACAUUAAGCCAGCUAUGAAAGCAUUGUCUUACGCUAAUAAAGUGUCCUUAAGAACCGACGAUUGCGGAUUACUAUGUUUUCAAUACAUGGUAAAAACAACCGAGGAGGGCCAUAUGUGUUAUAUCGAAUAUUACAUUUCUCCGGUAGUAGAUAUGAAAUAGAAAAGAAUUAUCGUAAUACCAUAUAUUUAAUAAAAUACAAAAAAGGAUAAAGUUUUUGAAGUGAUAUUUUUUAUUGGUAGAAAAAAACUGUGACGACUUCUUAUAAACAUAUAAUACGUGACGAAACAAAUAUUCGAGAAAUUUGUGCUAAAGACAAUAAAGAAUUCGGUAAUGGCA
Molecule: messenger RNA, 1041 nt
Organism: Vespula pensylvanica (western yellowjacket)
Lineage: Eukaryota; Metazoa; Arthropoda; Insecta; Hymenoptera; Vespidae
Product: cell cycle checkpoint protein RAD1-like
Exons: 5
Coding region: 43-864 (273 amino acids)
Biological process (GO): DNA damage checkpoint signaling; DNA repair
Cellular component (GO): checkpoint clamp complex; nucleus
Molecular function (GO): 3'-5' exonuclease activity
Source: RefSeq, a predicted model, not a curated record